GGCAUUCAUGGCACUUACUUUAUUCCAUCUUUCUUUUAUUCAUGGUACAGAAUCUUCUGUGUUUUUGCAUGGAAUCCAACACACUGUCAAAAGGUGAAUCCCUCUCUGGAGACCAGACUCUAGUGUCUGAGGAUGGCACAUUUGAACUGGGAUUUUUCUCACCUGGAAACUCUCCCACCAUCUAUCUUGCCAUAUGGUACAAGAAUCGGGUGAAUCAAACCCAACGAACCUCGGUUUGGGUGGCAAAUAGGCAGAAACCAGCUGACAAAUCCAAGGGUGAUCCAAGUCUUAAAAUUUCUCAUUCUGGAAAAUUACGAGUACUGAUGAAUCUUGAAGUGAUAUGGUCAUCAGAAAAUGAGGCGAUGGAUGCAGGUGUUUUGCUCGAAGCAGUCCUUCUCAACACUGGGAAUCUUGUGCUGAGAGAGAGGUCAAAUCCGGAGAAUAUAAUCUGGCAAAGCUUCGAUGAUCCCACAGAUACAUGGCUCCCAGGUGCAAAACUGGGAUACAAUAAGCUCACAGGCAAGUCCCUGCAGAAACUUACUGCUUGGAGAAAUGGUGAAGAUCCUAGCCCUGGGCUGUUUUCAGUUGUGGCAGAAGAGCAGCAAUUGUUUCUCAAGUGGAACAUGUCUAAGGAGUACCAGGAAAGUGGACAACUUCAUGGAGGAACAUUUAGCCAUUUUCCUGAACUGGGGUACACUUUGAGUUUCAGUUCUGACACAAAUGAGAACCAAACAUAUUUCAGCUACUCUGUUCACAAGCAGGAUGUACUGUCAAGACUGGUGAUUGAUUCUUCUGGAGAGCUCAAGCAGUUUAUGUCUCAAAGGGCCAACUACAAUUGGACUGAAGUUUUCACACUGCCAAGAAAAAAGUCUGAAAUUUAUGGUUUGUGUGGUGGAUUUGGCAUCUACGACAACGAGAGUGUUUCUUCCCCGUGCAGAUGUUUCCAAGGUUUUGAGCCAUUGAACAGUACUAAUGACAACACCCCAGCAGGUUGCAAGAGGAAAUCCCAGCUACAAUGCGAAAAACCCGAAAAUUAUGGUUUUCAAGAGAUUUUGGAUGUGAAAUGGCCUGAUAGUUCAGAAACUCAUCUUGGUCAGAGUAGAAACUGGUGCAAAUCAGAAUGCCAAAGUAUUUGCUCCUGUUCAGCUUUUGCCUACAAUGAUAACACAUGCUACUUGUGGCAUGGAGAUUUGCUGAAUGCAAAACUUGAACACAAAAAUGCACCAGAACUGAACCUGAAACUCUCCUCUUCUAAGAUUCAAGAAGCUUCACCAGGAGGGAAGAAAAGAGUGGAAGUGGGCAUAGCAGUGGUGGUGGCAUCAGCAGCAGUGCUCCUAUUAGCUUCUGUAAUAUUCUACCUCUGCAUUUGUUGCAGACAGAAAGAGAAAAAGCAAUCAAGUGAAGAUCUAUUGUCAUUCGAUUUUGAUUGGGGUGUUUCUGCAAUGGAUCAUCAAACAAACGGUGUAAAUAAAAUGGCAAAACAAUCAAAGGAUUAUGAUUUACCCUCAUUCAGUUAUGCAAGCGUUUCUGUCUCAACAAACAACUUUUCAGCAGAAAACAAACUUGGAGAAGGCGGGUUUGGACCUGUCUACAAGGGUAAGACAUUUCAGGGACAGGAAAUAGCUGUGAAGCGGCUUUCGAGAGGAUCUAGACAAGGGCUUCGAGAAUUUAGGAAUGAAAUUGCACUAACUGCAAAACUUCAGCAUAGAAAUCUUGUCAGGCUCCUUGGCUGUUGCACUGAACAGGAUGAACGCAUACUGGUCUAUGAAUACUUGCAGAACAAAAGUUUAGACUAUUUCCUAUUUGAUCCAAAGAGAAAAGAGGAGUUACAAUGGGAAACACGCGUUCGUAUCAUCGAAGGGAUCGUUCAAGGACUUGUUUAUCUACACGAAUAUUCAAGAUUACGUAUCAUUCAUAGAGACCUAAAAGCUAGUAAUAUUCUUCUAGACGAUGAAAUGAAUCCCAAAAUAUCAGAUUUUGGCAUGGCUCGAACUUUUGCUGGCAACAACUCAGAAUCAAGCACUAACCGUAUUGCUGGAACUUUCGGAUAUAUGGCUCCUGAAUAUUUAGUGGGAGGACUUUUCUCAGUCAAAUCAGAUGUAUUUAGUCUCGGAGUUCUAAUACUGGAGAUAAUAAGUGGAAAGAAGAAUGGCGGAUUCAACCAGAGUAGCUCCUUCAACCUUCCUGAAUAUGCAUGGGAGCUAUGGACUUCAAACCGAGCACUUGAAUUGAAGGACACAUCAGUAGGAUGUAGCUCAGCUUCUGAAUUGAUGCUAAGAUACAUUAACAUCGGACUCCUGUGCGUGCAACAGAAUCCAAACGACCGACCAACUAUGUUAAACAUAGUAUCAAUGCUAAGCAAUGAAGCCGCAGCUCUUCCACAACCGAAACGACCUGCCUUUUCUACCCACUCCUCACCACCAAACAAAGCCACUGAAUCCUCAAACAGUGCUGAAAGUUUCUCCAUUAAUGGCCUCUCAAUUUCAGUACUGCUACCUAGAUAGUAACAGCCACAUUCUUUAUACUCCGUAUUAUAUUAGUCCCGUAUAUUUGUGUACAUGACUUUGUGAUCUGGCACAAAAUGGCUCAAUAUUGCAUUGUAAGUUAGUAGUAUUCAAAAAAAAAAAAGAGUGGAGUAAAUAUUU
Molecule: messenger RNA, 2645 nt
Organism: Ipomoea triloba (trilobed morning glory)
Lineage: Eukaryota; Viridiplantae; Streptophyta; Magnoliopsida; Solanales; Convolvulaceae
Product: receptor-like serine/threonine-protein kinase SD1-8
Exons: 7
Coding region: 42-2504 (820 amino acids)
Biological process (GO): recognition of pollen; protein phosphorylation
Molecular function (GO): ATP binding; protein serine/threonine kinase activity
Source: RefSeq, a predicted model, not a curated record